This is a messenger RNA of Danio rerio (zebrafish), 1541 nucleotides long. RefSeq names its product NAD(P)H dehydrogenase, quinone 1 (gene nqo1). The record is from RefSeq and is marked validated. Gene Ontology annotation, molecular function: NADH dehydrogenase (quinone) (non-electrogenic) activity; NAD(P)H dehydrogenase (quinone) activity. Lineage: Eukaryota; Metazoa; Chordata; Actinopteri; Cypriniformes; Danionidae. Gene Ontology annotation, cellular component: cytosol. Gene Ontology annotation, biological process: response to oxidative stress; vitamin K metabolic process.
GAGACCGGUCACACGAGAUUGUCCCUGCGGGUGUGCAGAAAAAGAGUACACAGUAGUACAGAAUACAGAUGUGGUAGCAGAGAGUUUGCCGAUUCACCAUUCGACUGCAAAGUGUCAAAGUUACACAAUAACAGAUACUGAAACCUGAGACAGAAUCAGACACCACUUCACACGCGAGGGGUUUGCACUGGUAUAAAGGCAGUUCAUUGAGAAGCGUUCACUCAUCUAUCCUGGUGCAGAAUUUGAGAUUGCAAACAAAAAGAAAUGGCACAGAAGACCGCACUGAUAGUUUAUGCUCAUCAGAGUCCUGCCUCCUUCAACGCCGCUGCGCGAGAUGUUGCAGUUCAGGCUCUGACAAAGAAAGGCUACAAAGUCCUUGUUUCAGAUCUCUAUGCUAUGAAAUUCAAGGCUUCAGCUACUGCGGAGGAUAUUAAGGGUGAUUUGCAGAAUCCCGAGCACUUUGUGUAUAAUAAUGAGAUGAUGGUUGCAUGGAAAGAGGGUCGAUUAAGUGACGAUGUUGCAGAAGAGCAGCACAAGGUGGAGCAGGCGGAUCUAAUUAUCUUUCAGCUUGAUCGCAGAAGAAUAAUAUGCUUUGUAAUGAGUUUGCAGUACCCACUCUACUGGUUUACCAUCCCUGCCAUCAUGAAGGGCUGGAUCGACCGAGUCUUAACUCAAGGAUUUGCCUUCAGCAUGCAGAACAUGUAUGACAACGGCAUUUUCAAGAAUAAGAGGGCCAUGCUUUCCUUCACCACUGGAGGAAUGGAGUCCAUGUAUAAGGAUGAUAGCCUUCAUGGAGACAUCAACAUUCUCCUCUGGCCCUUACAGAAUGGAGUGCUGCGUUUCUGCGGGUUCCAGGUCCUCGCCCCUCAGAUCUUCUGGUCUCCUGCAUACACGCCUCCAGAGGGAAGAGCUGCCAUGCUGGAUGGAUGGCGAGAGAGGCUGGGUGGUGUGUUUGAAGAAAAGCCUCUGUCCUUUGCUCCGUCUGAAUAUUUUGACCUUAGCUUUCAAGCAGGAUUUUGUCUCCGGCCUGAAGUUAAAGAUAAGUUGGCUUCUGAACCCUACGGCAUUACCACAGCACAUCAUUUAGGAAAACCUCUCCCACCAAACAACCAGACCAAACCUAAGCAAAACUAAAGGAUCCAGCGUAGCUACCAAUACAUCACUCAUUACUACGUAUAGCAGAUUUAUAAAGCUUUAGGUGAAAUGUGCUCCAGAUCAAAAAUAUUCUAUUCUGUCAAUAAUCUAAACUAUACUGUCUACCUGUCAUUUAUGCUUUAUAACUAAAAUUAUCUACCAGCAAAUAAGCCAUACGACUGUUGGGACAAUCAGCUAAAUGUAAUUUUUCUGAUGUCUCUUGUUAUUUUCGUAGAUAGUUUUACUAAUAUCGGUGUCUUGAUGAAGUAACUUGUCAAAUAAAGAUUCUAAUGCUGUUGUGAUUUGAAUGUUGUUUAAUAUAUCAUAUAUUAUAAUGAUCAUGGCGAUGCUUGUGGUGCUUUUUUAGAUUCUGGUUAUGCAAAUACAAAUAAAUAACUAUAACUGAA